CAGACAUUGAGGCUGCAUCGAAUUGUAUCGCUACUACGUUAACUUGUUACAGACGUCGUGUUUCGAUUUCAAUGUCUCCACCAAAUCACCGGAUACAACAGUAAAGUGCUUAUCAAGUGCCAAUUCGUCAAGGUUUGAAAGGUGUCAGCUAAAUGGGCUCAAUCUUUUCAAGACGCAGAAAUCGGUCAAGAAUUACGGAACAAGACAAAGCUAUUCUAAGGUUGAAGAGGCAACGUGACAAACUCAAUCAGUUGACCAAUAAGCUAGAUAACCGGAUAGAAAAUGAAAAAGUUCUUGCCAAGGAACUUAUUAGGCAAGGUAAAAAGGAGUGAGUUUCUUCGUUUGACCCUUGUGAUGACAUUAGAACAGGUAUCUGAGUCAAUAAUAUUGUUGCCAUUAUUAUUAAUUCUUGAUGUUGCUUAUAUAUCUGAGGGGUUUGGAUUUCUGCAGAUGGUCCUAAUUCGUAUUUUUUUCCCAGGCGGGCUCUGUUGCUGUUGAAAAAGAAGAAGUAUCUCGAAAACCUCAUUCAUAAAACCAGUAUUCAACUGUCAAACAUCGAACAACUUGUCAAUGACAUCGAAUUCGCUCAAAUAGAAGUGGAGGUUUUAGAUGGGUUAAAGUGUGGGAACAAGGCUCUCCAGGAUAUCCAAAAGGUAAUGUCGUUAGAUGAUGCAGAACGGAUUAUGUCAGAGGCUCAGGAUGCUGUGGAAUAUCAACGUGAGUUAGAUGAUAUCGUUUCUGGCGGUCUGUCCUCUAACGAUUACCACGAAAUUGAGUGUGAAUUAACUCGUCUCGUAGAACCUGAAGUUAUCGAUCUCCCACAUGUGCCUGAUCAUCCCAUAGAUCCGUUUGUUGAAAAAAAAUCAAAAGAUCCUGCACGCAGAGAGCAAAGCAGAGAAGCAUUAGCAGUUGGUAGUUAAAUUGAAGAUAUCAUCAAGUCAUUUGGUAUGAAUACAAAUGCUUCAAGUAUUGACAACUGAAAUGGAACAAAUUAUAUGUUUAUACAGUUGAAUUUACUUAUUUGUUAUUUAUUUACAUACAAUGCUUUCCAAUGUACAGAAAUUUGUAUAGUGAUUACGUCAUUAUUACUAUUGUUAUGCCUACCCCUUUCUUCAAUCAUUAGCAUAAUAUAUGCAUUAUAUUAAUGUCCUUCCUUUUGCUGUGAAAUACAGUAUGCAUACCUAUUCAUCAUUUGGUACUACUUUCAAUGUAGAUUGUUUUUUAUGUGUAUGUGUGUUUCUGUAUGCGUUACACAAUUUGAUUACAUUUCAGAGUAAUGCACGGAUUUGUAAGUAUGAAACCACUAGUAAAGCACUUCAUAACACGACCCUGCUUGAAAAACGGAUAUCUUGUCUUCAUCUGUUUUUGGAAAAAAUGAAAUGUAAUCUAUAGUUAUAAAUAUUUUUUAAAAAGUAACCACAAUAAUAAGACUAAUAUUUGAACGAAGAAUAUUCUUUUCGAUAAAUUCUAUUCAGGUUCUACAAUUAUAUAUCCAAAUUAAUAAUCCAAAAAGUGGUUGUGUUAAGGGCAGAGUGCAUCGUUUAAAGCAUGUGGAUUUCAUUUAUUUACUUUAUUUGAACACAAAUAUUGGUACAAAGUGGCACCGAAUACACAAGUGACUUGAUUUGUGUAUGGGCUAUGAUACUACCCAGGUGCUCAAACCGAAGCAGGUGGUUUGCUUAGGGGACCACACCCGGGGCCUUCGACCUAAAGAUCUGAUCCACAAGGCAGUGGAGCAACAUCAGGAACUGUAGUCCCAUGGUAGCCGGUGACCAAUAGUAGAUUCAUACGCCAUUUGUUUCGUCAGGUUACUGGAGCCCAUGUGCACCAUUGGUUUGGAAUCAGGGUUUUCCAACUCCCCUAGAUGGAUCCUCCAUAUCUACCAACCCGGUUAAAUUGCCAGACAUUCGCUUUUCGUCCUCUUAAUUUCGCAAACAGUAAUAGCUAUUUGCCGACCGGAUUUCGCACGUAUGUGAAAUAUCGUUAAUAACCCUUUUCCAUUUAUGCUCUAGAAUUCCUAGGUUAACUCUUACUGACGUCUAAAAUUUUAUGUAUCCAACAGUUACACUAACACUCCGCUUCUAUCUUAUGCUUCUUAAGAAAGCCGUUGGUUUCUUUAUAUUGAAUUUAUACAGUAGUUUAUAUAUUGGUCCACAGUUUCAAGUUGCCUUUUCGCCCUAACUUGACAACUAAUCACAUCAAUCUUAGAAGGAUUAGAUUUUUAUUGUGUGGCUUAAAUUUGUUGCAUUAAGUUUUGAAGUUUGAUAAAAAUUAAUGCACUGAUUCGUCAGAAAGCGUAGCUGAUCUACCUUGAAAAUCGAACCGAUUCUUUCACAUCAGUCUAAAAGUUCACUUGGAGUACUUAACAUUACAUUUUAUGAAUCUGUAGCGAUGGUGACAAAUUAUUCGGGUAUCUUUAUCCAUAACUUCAUGUUAUCUAUUUUUACGGUCUUAUUAUUUAGUUAUCAUUAUUUACAUUGGAGUGAUUAUAAAUAAUGUUAAGGUAUAUACUAUCUGGCUUGCUGUCCCGUUAGUUCAAAGAUUACUGAAACCUUUCAUAACGUUAUUUUACUGUAAACAUCUUAUGUUGCCAAGGUAUUCUGUACAUAAGUUCUCUUAUUUAUUAGUCGCUUGAGAAUAGUUCAUAAAGUCCUACUCAGUCAAUUAUAAUUAUUAUUGAUUGAGAUCAUGAACCGAUUGAUGUUAGACCACCGCAAUAGAAAACCUGGAAGCACUGAACGGCCGUUUCGUCCUAUUGUGGGACUCCGUGACCAGUGGAGCUAAUCCUUGUCGGGUAGAGACAGGUAUCUACCUCAGUACAACGGAAGUUGGUCGCGCAAUUUCGUGGAUUGGUUGAUGUUAGAAACUAUCACCAUUGGAUGCCGGCUCAGUGGUCUAGUUGGUUAAGCGUUCGCGCGCGAGACCGAAGGCCCUGAGUUCGAAUCCCGCGAGCGGGAUCGUGGGUGCGCACUGCUGAGGAGUCCCACAAUAGGACGAAACGGCCGUCCAGUGCUUCCAGGUUUUCAAUUGUUAAUCUCAUGUUAGUGAUUUUUUCUAACUCGUAAUACCUCAUUUUUUAAAAACUAGGUACAAUAUCUGUAAUCUAUGUGAUAUAUGGACCGUUUUCGUUGGUGCUCAGACGAUGUUGAAAAUUAUGGAUCGACCAAUCAAGAUAGCCUAUAUGAAGAAACAGUAGUUUUACAAAAAACUGGCGUCCGUUUAUACGAUGGACCUAAUCGAAGUGCUUUCGAAGGCGGCUUACUCAAGCUGACGACUCAUCGUAUCUUAUGGUCUGAUCCUUUAGCACUGACAAGUUCUUUUAUAGCUCUUCCAUUGGCUGCUAUAAUUUCUGUAAAGGUUGAGGAGGGUGGUAGUAGUCUAACAGUAAGCCGUACACCGAAAUUGAUUCUUCGUCUGUUAACUGUUGCAGCGCUACAAAAUUUAUUGGCAAGUUUACCGAAUCCUCCGCAGUGGAUUGAACACUGGUGUGAAGGUGGUGGAGGUUCUGGUUCUGGAAUCGACAGUAUCACUUUUAGUGCGACUGCAGUUGUCAGCUAUUCAAAAGAAGAUUAUGUCAAAUUAGGCUUUCCAAUGGCUGGGCAUCAUGAAUUUCUACAGUCUCUAAACGAAGUUCUAAAGGUAAAACUGUGGACAUUGUCUUAUCAUUCAGAUUUUAAAUUGACAUCUAAGUCGUUUGGUACUGGAGGUAUUGGGGCAAUUCAAAGACAACAAGCUGCACGUGCUGUUGAAACUGAUCGUAAUAUUACCGAGGCUUUUGAUGAUUUGAAUCAACUUAUGAACAACGCAAGUGAAAUGGUUAAAUUAAGUCGUCUGUUGGCUAAAAAAGUUCGCGAUACAAAAGGUAGUGAUCUAUCAGCUAAUGAAAUCGCUGAACUACGUUCGGCCAUGCUGUCAAUGGGAGUUGUAGAAGUCGUAAGUGGUGGCGAUGACAGACGAUCCUCAUCAUCACUCAGCGGUACGACUUUCUAUAUUCGAUUAGCUCAUCAGGUAUCGAGUAUACUGUUUCCAUUACUAAAAGGUCAAUGUUCCAAUCAUUCAACUGAUCGCUUACAUACUAGUUGUAUUGAUUUAGCAACAGCUUAUUGUCGAGUUAAUCGUGCACGAGGUAUGGAUCUAAUAUCUCCGGAAGAUUUACUUAGAGCCUGUCGUUAUUUAGAUAAAGAAAAACUACCUAUAAGGUUGAAGGGCUAUGCAAAUGGACUUCUAGUAGGUGUAUUUUGUCUGUUAGUGUAAUUAUUAUUAUUAUUAUUCAGCUUGUGUAAAUUUUUAAAAUUACUUUUGUUUCGUUCGAAUGGAAUAUUCCUGCUCUGGGAUUUUGUUAUCCAGUAAGUAAUUUCAUGUAACAAGUGGUUUAGUUCUUGUGAAACAAUUCCUAGAUCUUCAUAAUUCGAUAGUAAUACCGUUAAAUAAAUUUAAUACAAUGCUUUUAUGUAAGCUGAAGAAUGUUUUGCACUUUUUAUCCCGAUAAAUUACUUUUCGUCUACUAGUUCCACACAAUUUUACCAUGGAACGUGUUGAGGAUGCUAGAUCCCCAGAACUCACUUGGUAAACGUUUAUUUUUGUAAUUUUAUUGAUUUGAAUUUCUUGUUUUCGCACCGAAAGCACCCAUUUUCACCUUCAUAUCGUAUUUCCCACUUGGAAUGUUAUUUGUUCGUUGUCGGUUUUAAUAUGCUAUUUUGUGACGUUUUCCAACGACAUUUGUAUGCUGUAUAUAUACGCUUGAGUUGUGCUUGUUGUUAUUGUUCGUUUUUCUGACUGCUUGUGGAAUACACCUUCUCUCUUCUGAACCUGGACUUCUCCCUCUAGUUAGUAGGCUGUGACGCAUCGGAAUAGUUAGCUUAUCUGGUCAUUGUGUCGCUGAGUCUUCGUUCCGUCCUCAGAUUUAGAUGAUCGCAUAAUGUCUUCAAAAAAUAGCAGAACGGUUGGUUGCUCACUAAAUGUUUGGUCAUGUAUUUUUGCGGACGAGACAAAUAAAUGAACAUUGCAAACUUCGAAAGCUAAUUUUCAAGAGAUGAGUACUUAUAUUUUUAACAUGUUUUUGUUGGACACUUAGAUUAAUAGCUUUUUUUAUUGAACUAAUUGUAAGCUUUCAUUUGACUAAUUGGCACUAUUGUUAUGACGUUUUCUGUACUUGAGUUAUUGUAAAUUAAUGAUGAACCUGUAAUUUAGUCUUUGUACCGUAAAUGUUCUACUUGGGGCAUAUAUUGUAAUCUCUUGUUUGUUGUGUGCUGUUGUACUGUAAAUGUUGUAUAUAAUGUGAUUUUCCAAGUCAUGUAUAGAGUUUACAUCGACUGUCUUACUUCGUCAUUCUAAUUGAGGUUUGGCGACAGAGAAAGUUUGCGUACGCUGAUAAAUGUUUUGGAUAUCUGGUCACAGGGUCGGGGGGAUUAAUAUUAUUAGAUUAAGGUUACAGUCAAAGGCUAUAUCAGUAUUCAGACUCAGUUAACUUACUUAUGGCAAAAGUAUGAACAAGUUUCUUUUGUAAGUAUUGUUCAGACAGAUAUUUCUGCAAUGUUAAUAAGACGAAAACACACUGGUUUUUACGGUUUUCUAUUCGCUUUUUAGAUGGUUAUAGAUGACAGAUGUUUAAAUAAAAUAACAUGUCACAGAGUGUUUUUACUUCUAGGCUUAUAAAGCCACUGUUACUUCUAUUCAAACAUACAGGACGGCGUUCUUUGUCUCUUUAGUAGAACAUGCAUCUACUGAAUGAUACACCUAGUACUACAGAAACGUUCAAAUUGAAGAGAUCAGAUGCAAGAAAUUAUUCUUUCGGUUAUCGACCAAUAUAGGUCGACUGAGUAUUACUAAUCUCAAAGUUGAUACAAAAGUUUUUUGGAGUAGUUUUGAAAUUUUCCUGCUAAAGAUGUUAACACCUGUAUCACCCUUAAGAUCAACCUUCAUGGAAAUGAUUUUCAAUAUAUUGUGAACCUUUAUUUUGUUUUUAACUUUCCUUAAUAAUUUGUUUUUAUUUUCUAUUUAGUGCUAUUCUUAUACUUUAAAAAUUUCUUAAUUUUCUUCGUCUUAUUGGUUUAUUGAUUUUUCUUGACAUGCGAAAUAUCAUGAUUUAUAGAAAAUAUAGGUAAAUAUGACACUAGUCAGUAAUAAGUGGUCAAUCCACUGUAAAUAUCUUGGUCCUCAAGAGGUCAGUCGCGCCUAGUGGUAGUCUCAGACUAUGGGGAUGUGUGACGCCAGUUUGGAUCCCCCGAAAAGGACACCAUUUAUCUCAAAAUUAUAAGUAUACGUUGCUGAUGAGUGUUGACUAGCGCAAAAUUUAGAUCGACUUCGGUUUCCAGUCGACUACAUCCAACCAAUCAAGAUAUAUGACUGUCUGAAGUUGUAUUUAGUUUCUGUUGUCAAGUCUAAAAUGACCUUUCCUGUUUGUUAUUUUGCUCUUUUUCUGAAAUGUGGUUUUGACUUUUCCUGCCAAUCUUCUGUGCACGUAGUUUUUUCAUGUUUAAUGCAGCUGAAGACGCUUUCCACCCAAUGGCACUGUAACUGUGUUUGUGUUUAUGUAAGAACUAUUUGUUUGAUUUCAUCUACAUCGAUCUCCUCGAUCAAUAAUUUACUGAGCAAGUUAUCUUUUUUUCUGACUAGCUAAAGCCGAAAAGAAAAUAAGAAGUUUUGUUCAGUGUUAAAUAAUCAAGUACGAAUGUUAUUCACUGUAUAGUCAAACUAUAUCAAUUUAUUUUAUAUUUCCAAUAGAAUUUUUUUACACUUAAGAUCUAAAAUGUUUAUUUUAUGCAUUUUACUAAUAAACAUAAAUUGUUUUUUGAUUACCAACUACAUUUGUUUAUUUUUAGGUUCUUCAGCUGGCAUCUGAAGACGAAAUGGAAACAUUGAAAUCUACUGUAGAAUUAGUGGAAAAACGCAUUAGUUUGUCAGUAGAUGAACUUGCUCAUAUAGUGAACUUCUCUCCUUUUUUGGCUAAGGCAAGAUUGUUGGCAGUUGAAGAAGUCGGUCUCAUUUGUCGUGAUGAUAGCGAGGCUGGUUUACGUUUCUACCCGAAUUAUUUCUUAACUCGUCAGGAUUAA
This is a messenger RNA of Schistosoma haematobium, 7052 nucleotides long. Its product is annotated as Vacuolar protein-sorting-associated protein 36. Gene Ontology annotation, molecular function: ubiquitin binding; phosphatidylinositol-3-phosphate binding. Gene Ontology annotation, cellular component: late endosome membrane; ESCRT II complex. The transcript is spliced from 6 exons. The record is from RefSeq and is a predicted model, not a curated record. Gene Ontology annotation, biological process: protein transport to vacuole involved in ubiquitin-dependent protein catabolic process via the multivesicular body sorting pathway. Lineage: Eukaryota; Metazoa; Platyhelminthes; Trematoda; Strigeidida; Schistosomatidae. Bases 3115 to 4254 code for a protein of 379 amino acids.